Limulus polyphemus (Atlantic horseshoe crab) is the source of this 4075-nucleotide messenger RNA. RefSeq names its product zinc transporter ZIP10-like. The coding region runs from base 239 to 2368 and encodes 709 amino acids. Gene Ontology annotation, cellular component: membrane. The record is from RefSeq and is a predicted model, not a curated record. Gene Ontology annotation, molecular function: calcium ion binding; zinc ion transmembrane transporter activity. NCBI's taxonomy places the organism in Eukaryota, Metazoa, Arthropoda, Merostomata, Xiphosura, Limulidae. Gene Ontology annotation, biological process: zinc ion import across plasma membrane; intracellular zinc ion homeostasis. The transcript has 11 exons.
GAUAAAUUGUCCUUUAUAGAGUAUCGAAAAGAGAGAAUUCAGGAUAGGUCUUAUAGUUCAGUUGCUGGGACAAAGAGUGCUAAACCCGUUGUCACCUUAGAAGCGGAAAAGUAAUUUUCUGUGGGUAUUUUUAACAUCACAUUCCCACAGGGAUAGUGGCAAACACCAACGUCAUUCUCUUCUUGGACCCGUUUCUUCUCGCCGUUCUUCAGUUCACGCGCUUUCGGUAGUUUUCGACAUGCGUUCUCGAAUAACUGAGCUGAUUUGUGUAUGUUUAUUAGUUUCUUGCCUUACAUGCAAUGCACUGGGGUCAGAAGACCGGUAUUAUCAACCGCUCCAUUAUCAUCAUCGUCAGCGACAAUCAAGAUCGUUAGUUGAAGAGCAUGGCGAUCAUCCAAGUGCUGUGGAAAAGAAAUUUGAUCAUCAUAUUUACGUUCAGAAACUCUUCGACAAAUAUGGCAAAAACGGGGUCAUUACAUUUAAGGAGUUCAAACAGUUGUUAGACAACCUCGGCAUAGGGAAAGUGUUGAUAGACCAUAAUUUAGAACCUCAUUUUGACGACCAAAUGAGGUUCCAUAAAACUGUUGAAAAUAAUCAUCAUGAAUAUGUGUUGAUUAAAAAACAGAAAAUAUCAUAUGGUCAUGAGAGAGAACAUGACGAUAAAGAGAACGCCAACCUCAGUCGAACCAUUACAGAAGGACAUUCUCCAUUACAUAGUCACGAGUUUGAAGAGUUAGUGGACAACAAAACAGAUGAAACAGAUGUGUCGGAUCACCACCAGCCAUCAUGGGUUGUAGGUGGUAGAUGUUUGACAACAUCUGAACUUUUGAGUACUUUUGAUCUCCAACCUGAAGAGAAAAUAACACCUGCCGAUUUUCUUAACUUCUGUCCUGCCAUCAUUUAUGAGCUUAAUCAAGAACAUUGCAAAAAAUUACCUAUUUAUAAUUCACAUGUACCAGUGCAUCAUGAUCAUGAAAAAGAAGAUGUGGAGACAAUUCAUAAUCAUCUUUCUUCAUCUGUUUGGGGUUAUGCUUCUAUUGCUGUAAUAACUAUUAGUUUAUGUGGACUGUUAAGUGUAGCAGUUAUUCCUGUCAUGCACAAGUGGUUUUAUCAUGCAUUGUUACAAUUUCUGGUUGGCCUGGCUGUGGGGAGUUUGUCAGGAGAUGCCCUUCUACAUUUGCUACCUCAUGCAAUGGCCGGAGAUCAUAUUCACAGUCAUGUAGAAGAGCAUCAUAAAAGUGAAGAAUCCAUUCUGAUAUGGCGAGGUUUGAUCGCCCUGAUUGGAAUUUAUAUUUUAUUCAUUGCAGAAAAAUUAUUAAACAUGUUUACUGGUUAUUGCCAAAGAAAAAGGAGUUCCAAGGGUGCUCAGUUGCCUAAUUUGCUGGUUGUGUUUCGUAAAAUAGACCGAGAACGCUGUCGAGCAGUUGGAGAAAAGUUGUCCCAUCACAGACAGAGCUCUUACGAUUACACUGCAGAUCCAGCUGCUCUGAAGGAUCUGGAGAAAUUGCAAACUUAUCAAGAAGAUGGAAAAGAGAAAGAAGAUAAGAGUUGUUGUGAGCAACUUACUAGGAAAGAUUCAUUUAAUCGCUGUGAUGACAACUCUUUUACUGUUGACCCAUGUGAAGCUAUUCAUGAAACCUCCAACUGUGAUACAUCAGGGGCCAUAGAGAAGAAGAAAGUUGAGAAAAGAAAUUCUCUCACGCCACUGGAUGACAACUGUCAUGUGAUGAUGGAGAAAAACAUAAUUCCUGCUGAAGAAGAAUGUCACAGGGAAACAUUGGUGUUUCGUCAUGAUUCCACUGACCACAGCUAUGUGGUCACAAUGACUGACCAUCAUCACCAUCAGGGAAUGCAUGGACAUAACCACGAUAUACCUUCCUCUGUAUCAGCUGUUGCUUGGAUGGUAAUCAUGGGUGAUGGGCUUCACAACUUCUGUGAUGGAAUGGCAAUUGGUGCUGCAUUUUCCUCUGGAAUAUCGAGUGGAUUAAGUACAACAAUUGCUGUUUUUUGUCAUGAACUACCUCAUGAACUGGGUGAUUUUGCCAUGUUGUUAAAAGCAGGGAUGUCUGUGAGGCAAGCCUUAUUCUAUAAUGGCAUUUCUUCUUUUCUGUGCUUUUUCGGAAUGGUGAUUGGUUUGGCCAUUGGGAAAAUUAGCACGGCUAGUAUGUGGAUCUUUGCUGCAGCGGCUGGAAUGUUUCUGUAUAUUGCCUUAGUAGACAUGCUUCCUGAACUUAGUGUUAGUCCAAACCAGCUCAAGAACAGUAGCAGAAACCAGUUAAUCAUUCAACUUUUUGGAAUAUCAUUUGGUAUAACCAUCAUGUUGGUUAUAGCAUUGUAUGAACAUGAUUUGAUGCAAGUUAUCAGUUGAUAUACAUGGCCCCCAAAUGUAUGUAUUUUUGGGUGUAGAGGGGUUUUCCAACUAGUGAGGAUGAAGGUAAGGGAAAUUAUAAAAAAAUAUGAGGAGGUAAAACUUGAAAGCGAGUAUUUUUAAAUGUUAUAUGAGGUGAUUAAGUUAGAAAGAAAGAAAAAUGUUACAAUAUUACAGGGGAUUUUGUGAUAUAUAGACAUAAAUUUUUUUCUAAAAUAUAAAACAUUUUAGAUCAUUAUAAUUGCUUUUUUUUGCACCUGACUCCUUCUGCUGGUUGUAUAUUUUGUAUCUUACAAUUUAUUAUAAAAAACAAUUAUGAAAUAAUAUCUUGUAAUUAAAAAAAAAAAUGCACCCAAUGAAAUAAAAUGUACGUAGAUAAGUAAGACAAUCGAAGAAGUAUGUUCAAUUUUAUGUGAAAUGUGUAGAGAGAACAUAGAGAUAAGCUUUAGAAAAAAUCAAGAAGAAAUAUAAAAGGAUUAUUUAUAAAAGAAACAUCACAUUCAUGGUGUUAUUUAACAAUCCCUGUGUAAAAAUGGUAAAAUAUGUGUAAUGAUGGUGAGUUAGGAGCAAGUUAAGCUGUUGCUCCUAACUGUUAGAAGUCCGAAAGAUGACCUUGAAUAAAGUUAGAUGAUAUUGACUAAUACACCCAAACAUAAGCCGUUAAUCUCGUUUGAAGGUCAGUCAAUGAUAAUACACAAAACUCAUCAUAAUAUCAUUGCAAGUUUUCUGAUCCUGCAUUGAAAAUAAUGUAGACUAUAGUUGUAACAAUUGAUAAUAUAUAUAUAUUUGCUUUUAAUCCCUGUCACUUUAAAAUCAAUAUAUACAUAUAUAGAAUUUUUUUGAUGAACCUUUGAUAAGAAUAAAACACUUCAAAAAUGCAUGUAAUUUGAAUAUCAUUAUAAUUUCUACAAGACCAUAUUUAGUUCUUACCUCUUAACAUGUACUGGCCAUUAAUUGUCUUAUGCUAAAAAAUACAGGAAUGGCAUAUAUUUAUAGGAAUCUGGGAAUCAAAGUAUAAUAAAUUAUGGAAAUCCCACACCAGAAUAGAAAUAGGAACAAAAGUUAACAUAAACUCAUUUUAAAAGAAUUUUUGGAGACAUGAAAUAAGAACUUCCAAAAAAGAAAAUUAAUAUGGUAUAAUAAAUUGAGGCUAUAAGAUUAUUGCUUGGGCAGUAUCUUAAUUUAAAAUUAAAAAUAAUUUGUUUGCUGUUUUCUAUAUACAUUAACUUGAAAAUACUGUUCAUUUUAUAACUUACAAGAUAUCAUAAAUUUGAGCUUUAAAAACCUUUUUUUUUUUUUACUACAAAAAGUUUUGGAAGUUUAGGAAAAUUCAAUGAAAUAAUGGAAAACACCUGGAGUUUUAAAAAUAUGAAAAUAAAAGACAUUUUUAUCUGAUGGCCUGUGUAUAGUACUUCUUAAAAAAACGCAUUGCUACAAAAAAAAAAAAGAAUUGAGAUAGCAGAAAAGUAAAAAAAAAAGUAGGUAGUUUUUGAUUGAAGGAUUAAGAUUUAUAAAGUUUUAAAUAUUGAGACAAUUUAAGCAGUUGAAAUAUUUGUUUUUAAAAGUGCAUUUUCUGAUAACUUUCUAUUAGACAAUCUUCUUGAGAAUAAAUCUGUUUGUGAUAUAAGAGGUAGGAGUCAAGUUUAAGCUGAUAAUGAGAAACACGAGUGCAUUUAGUUUGUAUUUUGAAUAAAUUACUUUUCUUUA